AUGUGCGUACUUGCAAGUCGUCAAGUGCUAUCGCUUUAUAAAAGUCUCCUUCGCUACAGUCAGCAAGUCCAGUACACAGAUAAAGCAUACUUUUAUAAAAAAAUCAAAUCAGAGUUUAAACUUAACAAAAACCUGGAUAAUCCAGGAGAUAUCAAUCAUUAUUAUAAUAAAGGUUUAGCUCUUCUUGAAAGACAUUCAGUUCUGUAACUUAAACAAUACAAAAUGUUGAACACAACUGUAAUUAGAAACCAUCAAAUUGUAAAACACAUUAAUAUUUUCAUCAACAACACCUACAUAUGUUAUAAACA
This is a messenger RNA of Dalotia coriaria, 308 nucleotides long. RefSeq names its product mitochondrial ribosome and complex I assembly factor AltMIEF1. Lineage: Eukaryota; Metazoa; Arthropoda; Insecta; Coleoptera; Staphylinidae. Bases 1 to 207 code for a protein of 68 amino acids. The transcript is spliced from 2 exons. The record is from RefSeq and is a predicted model, not a curated record.